Globicephala melas (long-finned pilot whale) is the source of this 8765-nucleotide messenger RNA. RefSeq names its product transmembrane protein 243 (gene TMEM243). The record is from RefSeq and is a predicted model, not a curated record. Lineage: Eukaryota; Metazoa; Chordata; Mammalia; Artiodactyla; Delphinidae.
GGGCGCGGGGCGCUUCCGGGAGGGUGGUCGGCCAGUGCCGGGCUGAGGCGGGAUCCCCUCCUACUGCCCCGACAGCUCCAGGGGAGUUGCGGGAGGCGCGCCGGCCCUCGCGUACAGGCAACACCUGAGCGGGGAUCCGAGUCGCUCGGCGCCGCCGCGACCUGAUCCCAGAGCGCUGUGGGAGGGGCGCGCGGAGCGCUCGGCUCUGCUCCGGCGGCUUCACUUCUUGCCGCUGGACACUGGGGCGAGAGGGGUGGAGCGGUGCAGAGGGCUGGUAAUGCCUUCUUCCAGGAAAACUUCGCCCCCCCCCCGCCCCGAUAGUGAAGGGAUCACCAGAACAUUUAGAAAGCACGAGAAAUGACCGUGUCACAGAGAGGAGUGGCGAGGGCGGGGAAGCGGGGAGCUCCGGGGAAGCCGAUUUGCUCCGUGAGCUGCAGCGCGAGCCCUGCGGCCCGGGCGCUGAGAUUUGGGGAAGCGGGAGCCGCCGGGCGGGGCGGCCACGCUGUGUUUGAUUCUAUUCACUUCCUGCGGCAGCUGUUCAAGAUGAGGGGAGCGGGGCUCGGGCGGAGCGGCCUCGUCCCGUGGGUCUGAGCGUCCACCCCCGCCGCCGGGACUCCGGCCCCCUUGGGCUUCGGCUAUGAGCGCUCGGUGACCGGCGGCGCCGCGAGUCGUAGACCCGGGACUUCGGGAGGCAAUGCUGGCUCGGCUUUGAGUGGCUUCGGGACAGUGAAGAAACCCUAAAAUGGAGGACUUUUCCACCAGGACCUACGGCACCAGUGGGCUCGACAACAGACCUCUGUUCGGAGAGACGUCGGCCAAGGAUCGAAUCAUCAAUUUAGUUGUUGGCAGCUUAACAUCCUUGUUGAUUCUAGUAACGCUGAUCAGUGCUUUUGUUUUCCCUCAACUACCUCCAAAACCGCUGAAUAUAUUUUUUGCUGUCUGCAUCUCUUUGAGUAGUAUUACUGCCUGCAUACUUAUCUACUGGUAUCGACAAGGAGACUUAGAACCGAAAUUUAGAAACCUAAUUUACUAUAUCUUAUUUUCUAUCAUCAUGUUAUGUAUAUGUGCGAAUUUGUACUUCCAUGAUGUGGGAAAGUGAGUCUGCCAAGGAGAAAUACUUACCAGGUCUCUUCAAAGCUAUAUAUUUGGACUUGAAUAAGAACUGGAUAAGGUAUGCUGAACAAUCUCCUGCAUAAGUCUGAUACAUGAUUUUCAUGUUAAUUGUAAAUCUAAAUUCCCUCUUGCAGGGGAGACAUAUCCUAGAUCCUUUGCUUUUUCUUUAAGGAGCUGAUGUUGCACUUAAACAUUCCCCCUUAAAGCUCAAACAGCACAAGUCAUUUUCACUUUUGAAAUUAAAAUUUUUUAUAAUGUAAUUGCAUGGUGAAAGGCUAUGCAACAAACAAUCUUGCAUUUUAAGACAAAUACUCUUUUAUUUCUGUUAAACUGAAUAUACAAUUAUUGUUCCCUAGGCAACCAACUUUUGCUUAUAACUACAAUUUCACGUUAACAAAAAACACAAGACGGUGAAAAGACAACUUUGAUUGUGUAAAUCUAAUUACAAUAAUAAAUAAAAUAAUUUAUACAAGUUUUUUUUUGACUUUUCUAUAGGGGUCAUAUUCAUUAAAGCCCUAGAGGCUAAUUUUGGCUUAACCUUCUCUGGUAUAGGAAUGACUCUUGAUUUGUUUCCUUUCAUUACAGAAGCAAAUUUUGUUUUUUUAAAUUGCCUGAGAGGGAGAAGUUAUAUCAAACCCCCAUCAGUUAAUGCACUAAGUGAACGGCAAACUCUGAUCCUCUCCUCAACUAUUUCCUGGGUAACUUACAUAGCAAGACAUGUAAUAAAAGGUCAUGGCAUAGGAUAGGCAACUUUACUUCCUUUCCCAUUUAGUUUUACUUCAAAGUGCUAACUCUGUAAACUGAUGACAGUGGGUUCUGAGGGGGUGAAAACUAGCUUCUCAUGAAUUUUGUCUUCCUAUUCUCAUCCAUAUUAAAACAAAGAAGCCUGUAGUGAAUUUUCUUAAUCUCUUAAUGCUUUCCUCUUCGCCCAGCCUAAAUCAGCUCCCACUGCCAGCAAUGGGUAAACCAAAAGUAACCACCACACCCCAAGUCUCAAACUACUUAGAAGAUAAGCUUUGUGGAGAAGGUCACUGGUAAGCUCUAGACCAUGGUGAUGUAGCUUCUCUGAAAUAUAAACAGGCCUAUUUGAGACUGGAUAGAGUGCCAUGUCUGAUCUUUAGAGAUGAAUAUUACUGCUUUUAAAACAGUAGUUAAGCUUUGGUGAUUUUAAACUUCUCUCAGCUAAAGUGAAUGAAAUUCCCCGCUGACAAGUAACACUGAUCACUAGGAUCUCUAAAGUUAAGAGAGACCCCAGUGCUCCACUCAGCUACACUGUCAUAAGACUAGACCUCAGAUGAUAUAUUUAAAGGAGGUAAAAAGUCAUAGCAGCAACACUGUAUGUGGCUUGAGCACUGUAGCUAUUUAAAAGCCAGAGGAAUGGUAAAUUAAGCCUCUUGGGGGUUGCUCCUAUUUCUUUGGAGAUGUUGUAAUUAACAGUGUGGCUUCUUUGCCUGAACUACCUGUUUCUAAGAAUUACCUAAUGACAGUUUACCAAAUCCUCAACAUCUUUUGAGUCUUCUGAAACAGGACUGCCCAGAGAUGAUCCAAUGAUGUUUGAUUCUUCUCGAUGAUGUUGGAAUAUGGGAUCUGUAAUGAGAUAAGUUUCAAGUUAAUCUUAAAUAUAUACAUCCUCUAAUCCAUGUCAAGAAUUUAGAGUAAGUGUUCUUCUACCAAAGUGAAAAUUUAACAAGCAGAUUUCCACCUUAAGAUUUAUCAGGCACUCGAAGGAGUUACAGUACCUGUUAGUGUUGUCAAAGGCAAGACAGAUUCAGUAUCUAUAACAUCAGAUGUCUGGAUAAAGCCAUGUGGUGAAGGAACGAUAAGUAUCGUUUCAUCAUCAAUUGUUGUUUGAUCAACUUGUUCUUCUAUGGUAGGAGACCCUAAAUCCUAAGUAAUAAUAAUUAAAAAAAUGAGAUUCUGUCUCAUAUUCCUUAUUAGUUUUCCUUAAUUCUCCAAACAUAUUUAGGCUUGAAGGGACUUAAUUUUCAAAUAUUAUCCCACUUUAAAGUUAAAAUUAAAAGAAAUCAAAGUUAAGGUCUUAAAAUGGACAAAAGUAAUAACCUCAUACCCCAAUGUAUUACAUACUAGCAAAAAAUAAUUUUAAAGAACCAAUUCAGCUACAGACCCUGAAUAUAGAAGAAACAAAGCUGUAACACUGUGGGAUGAGGUUCCUAAACUGAACCACAAAGACCUGUUACAAACCAUCCUCAGGAAAAUGCUUCCAUGGGUUCCAACAAACAUUUCUCAGUCUAUAGGGGGUGGAGAAGGAAAGGUUUUAGUGAGGAACUGUGGUAAGAGCAACACUGCUGGUUGAAUGAUACUUCAGGUCAGGUAGGGGUUUGUGCUUUAUUUUGUGUGUCUAAAGAAAACAGGAGGUACUGAGGACAUCUUUCCAUAAAUGAUUUCUAGGCUUUUCCCAAAGUGCAGGUUUAAGGCUCAAGGCUAUUUCCUUAAGUGCAGCUUACCUCAGUGACAUAAGCCCGGGUUAAAGGGGAGGGCGCGUCCUCUUGUUUAAGGUGGGCGCCAGAGGUUUCUUCUUCUGUUCUGACCAUAACACUGUUCAUCAGUUCUGUGCUAUUUUGGUCACUGAAUCUGGAUAUAUGAGCAUCAUUAAAUGAUGGCUCUACAGUAAUCUUAGGCUGAUGAAUUUCAUCUGGGAAAGUGUCUGCUUCUAGGGCAUCUGGAGGCUCAGGAAAAUCAGAUGAGUGAAUAUCACUAUCCACUGUCAGUUCUGCUUGCGAUAUGGAAGAGGUGAUGUCUUCUGUGGCAACUGUCUGAAUGAUGACUCUUGGUGUGUGACACUGCACUGUGACAUUGUCACUUGUGUUCAACAAAUGUUCUGGCUAUAAAAUGUUAAAGAAAACGAUCAGUGGCAAAAUGAAAAAGUACCCACCAGACUAAAGUUAUAGACAACAAAUGAUAUUUAUAAGUGGUACCCUAUUGUCCCCUUCAUGCCUCUCUCUCACCUCUGGAACUUCAGUGUUCUUAUCACUGUUUUUCUAGAACCCUAUUCUUUACACAGUGGGGCCUCUGCUCUCGUAAUAUCCCUUUUCCCCUAACGGAAGUCCAUGUCAUGUAAGGAGACCCAGGGAACAAGGGAUGUACCCCAGUGAAGGUGUAAAACAUUGCUCCUGGGACAACAGUGGUAGGAAGAAUUGUUUAAAUAAAUGGACUACAUUAGUAUUGGCUCUUAUAUUUUGUAUCAACUAAUCCUGGUCCCUAACAGGUAUCGAUACUAAAGUGUUUGAAAGGAGCUCAAAAUUUAUUUCCCCCUCUCCCAAGAUAUUGUAAUUGAAGGCACAUGAGUCCAUCUCUGGUGGUACUUAUCAGUUAGCGAGUCUUUUCUACAGAAACUAGAAAAAUCAAGGAAUUUAUGUAAGGUGACAUACAGAUAAAGCAUGGACGAUGAUCUGUUCAGGAGAAGCGGGAGCGGCAGCCGCCAGGGUUACUGUGGGACUAGCAGUAAGAGUUAGCGGAAGACCUUGGCUUGAGCUUGUUUGAAGUAGGUAGGUGCCUGGAGUGCCAGUGGGCUGUAAAUGGAAAGACUGAAGGAAGAAGAAAAAUAAGAUCAACACAGGUGCAUCAAACCACUGAGUAAGUACACUUAGUACCCAUUAAGUCUAGCUUUACAUCCAAAACGGGGACUUUAAUUUACUAGCCACAAAUGUACUUACCAAUCAGGAAGGGGCAAAUAAUAAAAUGAAGGGUAUAACAUCCCGGACCAUUUAUCUGUUGUAAGUCAUUUCUCGGCCUGCAGCUUUAACAGAGGAAAGGCCUGAUCCUACUCUUCACUCCCUGUAUGUCUAUGGUCUGGUCUCAGCUAUCUGUUUCAGUCCAAGACAUGGUCUCAUAAGCCACUGUUUCUAGCACAGUAAUCCAGCAUGCCUCGUCUCCCCUCUUUAUCCCUUCUCUGUAGCACAUAAAAACUAGCAGUCUCCCAGUUAAAAAAGCUUCACAUUUUCCAAAAGGCACUAUGGCAGUGUUUACUUACUUGAAUAGAUUUUUUUCAUAGUAUAAUUUUAGGAAAUUUUUUUAUGUUCAGAGAAAAUGUAUAGAAAUAGCAAUUAGUGUUCAUUGAAAGAAAAAACUUCUAAUUGAAAAGCUGUUUCACUGACAGUACGCUUAUCUUUUGAGAUCUUUUAUGAAAGUGUAACAAAACUAUUGAACAACAACACACGUUUCACAACCAUAAGCUUCUACGUGAUAAUCUGAGUUUGGUUUAUCCUAACACUCUGAAGGAAAAGUUUUUGCACUUAGAAUAGAGCUGGAAGUUAAAGUCGUAUAGCCUGGGUUCUUUAGUCUGAUGUGGUCUUGUGGACUUAGGCCACAGCAGCUCUCCUGGCUACUGACUCACUGAAUCUAGGUUUCUGUAAUGCUAAAGCAGAUACAGUAACUACUUCUCAUAGAAAGGUUUGUUGAGGAUUAGAAAUGAUUGUGAUGGUGCCUGGCACACAAUGGGGACUCAACUCACUUUUUCCCCUCCCUCUCUAUAAAAGUGAAAGCUAGCUGUUUUCCUAAAGGUUGUAUUUAUUAAUCACAUAUGAUCAGGCAGUAUAAUAAAUACUUUACAUGUACAUGUAUAUCAUAUACAUGUAUUUUAUUUAAUAUGCUUAAAUACAUUUAAUGCUCAUAAUUUUUUGAAGCUGAGGCACUAUUAUCAUGUUUUAUUUAUAAAUAAGAGUCUCUAAGUAUUUGAUUGUGACCCUGUAAGUUAAAACCUGAACACAUACCCUAAAUAUAUGUGUAUAUAUUGUUUAUUAGGCCAGGGGGAAAGGGAGGGUGAGGUGGCAGAAAAGCGAAGUUGUUUUCUACCUAUGGCAAAUGGUCUUCUUACACAUCCCUAUUUUGGAGACCAAUGGAUUAGGAAACCGAGGCUUAAGUUAAGCAAGUGGCCUAGUAGGAGAUCCAAAAGAGAACCUUUUGGGGCUUCCCUGGUGGCGCAGUGGUUGCGAGUCCGCCUGCCAAUGCAGGGGACACGGGUUUGUGCCCCGGUCCAGGAGGAUCCCGUGUGCCGCGGAGUGGCUGGGCCCAUGAGCCAUGGCCGCUGAGCCUGCGCGUCUGGAGCCUGUGCUCCGCAACGGGAGAGGCCACAACAGUGAGAGGCCCGUGUACAACAACAACAACAACAACAAGAACCUUUUGCUAGGUGGGCCAUUCCUAUGAGAUUUGGCUGUGGAUAGGAUAAAUAAACUGUUGCACUAAUACCCCUUAUGUUCUUCACAGCAAAUAAAUCUUGACAUAAUUUAAAUAAAAUAUACUUUAUAUAUUCUUCAUGAAAAAUGAGCUAAUAAUUCUGGGUUUACCUAUUUUAGAAAGAAGGGAAAGAACUGGGGCAUUUUUCUUUUCAAUUUUCAUCACCACCCCUCCAAGGAAUUACAUGUAAAUUAGCAGUCAUGCCCCAUCUCUCCCCAAAACCUCUUAGCAUAGUUAACCCCUAAUCUGUUUUCUGUCUACAGAUUUGUCUAUUUUUGACGUUUCAGAUAAAUGGGAGUCGUACACUAUGUAUUUUGUGUCUAAUUUCUUUCACUUAGCAUAAUGUUUUCAAGGUUCAUCCUCGUGGUAGCAUAUUUUUUUUACUGCCAAAUAAUCAUUUGUAUGGCUGCAGCACAUUUUAUUUACCCAUUUAUCAGCGGAUGGACAUAUGAGUUGUUUCUGCUUUUAGUUAUUAUGAACAUUCAUGUACAAGUUUUUAUGUGGACAUAUAUUUUCACUUCUCUUAGGUAUACCUGAGAUUAGAAUUGGUAGGUCAUAUGAUUACUAUAUGUUUAACCUUUUUAGGGAUUGCAAGAUUCUUUGCCUAAGUGGCUAUAUCAUUUAUGACUAGGACUUUUAAAUCCUGUAUCCCCCAAUGGGCUAGUAGUGUUUACUGACUGUUGUUAAAUAAUUCAUUCCAUAAACUUUUUCUCAAAUAACCAAUAUGAACUUUUUGAGUAUAUAUUUGUUUAUGACUCAAUAAAAAUACAUAGCAUGUACCCUACUUGUUAGCACUGUCAUUUUCAUCUAUAAAAAGAACAUAUUAUUGGUUUAUAUAUAGAUAAAAAAAGACGAAUUAUAAAAGUGGAAGUCUGAUUUAUGUUGUUUUCUAACCAUCUUGGCUUUCAAAGCCAUGGAUAUAGUUACACUUAAUGACAAUCAGGUUAAUUUCUACAUUUCUUUUGCUUAUAUAACAUUUCUAAAACUGAUACCAACUGAUCUUUCUUAUGCAUAAAAUGGCCAAUAUCUGCUUUUUAAAGUAGUUACUCACUGGAAGAAUCUCAAAGGUCUGUAGUGUUCCACUGUUUAGUGUUAUUGUUUCCGAGUCAACAGUAGCAGCCGGGGAGUCUGCUGAAGCUGUGGUAAGAACAAGGACAAUAAACAAACACUUCGUAAAUUUAAAUUUUCUUAGGGUACUCAAUUAAUUAUGAGGGCAAUCUCAUAUUGAAUAAUUUGCCUGGAAACCCAAAGUCAUUUAAAUUUCUUAUAAGAGAUAAGAAAUCUAAUGGACUUGUCUGGGAUGGCACAGAUAUACGCGUCAGCCAGCCAUGACCCACAGCCAAAUCCAGCCCACUAUCAGUGUUUAUAAAUCAAGUGUUAUAGGAACACACUCAUUCCUGUUCGUUAAUGUAUUUUCUGCAGUUGCUUUUCCAUUACAAGGGCAGUUGAGUAGCUGUGACAGAGACAAUAUCUGCUAACCUCUGCUAUAGAUAAUAAAAUAUUUCUAUUGUUAGGAAGUAAGAGGAAUACACUAAGGCUAACCUGCAAAGAGACAGGAACUUGAUAAAAUAAGUUUUCCUGGACCUUCUGGUAAGAAGUAUAGAUGUCUGGAAUAUACAGGUGUCCUGUAACACUAGGCUUUAGUUGUAGUGACAUCACUUCUGGCAAUGUAAACCCGGGCAAAUAACUUACUUUAACCCAAACUAAUGUUCAGAGACUUUAUCUGCCCUGUCUACCUCAUAUAGUUGUUGUGAGGAUCAGAAACAUGAAAUAUAUAUAGUUUCAGAUGACUGUACUAGGGAGACUAAAUAGCACUUCAGAGAUCAGACAGUAUAAUCUCUUUACAGAUAUGUCAGUGAGGCUCAGACUUGAUCAUUGUCUGCUCAAGGUUAUACAGAACUAGGGCUAAUGAGAAGAAAUGUAAUCUCGUUUGGUGCUUUCAGUCCCACCUGUAGGUAAAUCUAUGUGAAAAAUGAUUUGAAAUUGACUUUUAAUGUAUAAUGUUAGUUUAUUAUAUUCUGACUAUAAUGCUUCUCAGUUUAAAAGAAAUGCACUGAAUUCAUGUUAGUUCUCUUACUAUGUGAUGUAUUCUUAAGAUCAUACCUAGAAUAAUUUGAAGUGAUUUCAGAUAAAUAACCUAAAUGAAAGGUAAGCAAAUUAUGGCUGGAGACAAAUGUGGCUCAAGGCUAAGAAUGUUUUUUUUACAUUUUUAAAGGACUGUUUAAAAACAAAAUAGAAAAUUCCAUAGAGAUCUAUGUGGCCUGCAAAGCCUAAUAUAUUCAUAUUUACUGUUCUGGCCCUAAAGUUUGCAAAUCCCUGACCUCUAACCUAAAGGAAGAAACAAUCGUGAGACUUUAGCCCAAAUGACAAGAAUAAUGGGUGUGUUGUAAAACUCUUACUAUACUCACAUUUCUUGCUGGAAGAAAUAAAAUUAUUCUAGUACUUAAAAAAAAAAAAAA